AUGACCACACAACAGCCACCAACGAAGAAAACCAAACCCCCAACAACCCUCGCCAAAGCGCAAACGCCAGCGCCAGCGCAAUCUCUGCAACAACCACAGCCAGAACCACAACACCACACCCCCAAAACACCGACAGACACAACCACAACCACAAUCACAACCAUGACAACCCCCCGCCGCGCCCUCUUCAUAGCCUCAAUCGGCAACCAAAAACCCUACCGCUCAACCCGCCACAGCGCAGGCCACAUCCUCCUCGACGCCCUAACACCCCUCCUCAACACCACGCCAGCCCCUCUGCCCUUCAAUUACUACACAACAUGGUACAGCCCCUCAUUCAUGAACGAGUCCGGCCCAAAACUCGUUCGACAGUUGCAGAGGUGGUUUGAGAAAAUUGAUACCCAGGGCCAGGGUUCGCAGUGGAUUUCUUCAUCUGGGGUUGCUUUGCCGUUGGGUGGAGAUAAGACUCCAACUACGUCUAUUGCUUCUGCUGGUGGCGGCAUGCCCGCUACAUUGGUAAUCCUCCACGACGAACUCGAACAACCACUAGGCAAAAUACGCGUGAAGCGCGGCGGACCUGAGGCAUCGAGUCUUAGGGGUCAUCGGGGGUUGAUUAGUGUUUGUGAGAGUCUUCGGGGGAAGGGGUUAUAUCCUUCUAAGAGCGGGGUUGCUGGUAACGGCAACAACAACGGGAAGGGGAACGGGAAAGGUGGUGUUCGGCGGGAUUUGUCGAUUCUAAGGGUCGGUGUUGGUAUUGGGAGGCCGGAGAGUCGGGGGAAGAAUGCUGUUGCGGAUUAUGUUUUGACGGAGAUGGACGGUAGGGAGAUGGAGGCUGUAAGGAGGGCGGCUGGGCAUGUUGUUGGUGUUUUGGAGGAGGAGAUUGUUUUUGAGGGGUGA
Penicillium waksmanii is the source of this 894-nucleotide messenger RNA. RefSeq names its product aminoacyl-tRNA hydrolase. The transcript has a single exon. Bases 1 to 894 code for a protein of 297 amino acids. Lineage: Eukaryota; Fungi; Ascomycota; Eurotiomycetes; Eurotiales; Aspergillaceae. The record is from RefSeq and is a predicted model, not a curated record. Gene Ontology annotation, molecular function: peptidyl-tRNA hydrolase activity.